This is a messenger RNA of Phascolarctos cinereus (koala), 2453 nucleotides long. RefSeq names its product RNA binding motif single stranded interacting protein 1 (gene RBMS1). The record is from RefSeq and is a predicted model, not a curated record. Gene Ontology annotation, cellular component: ribonucleoprotein complex. NCBI's taxonomy places the organism in Eukaryota, Metazoa, Chordata, Mammalia, Diprotodontia, Phascolarctidae. Gene Ontology annotation, molecular function: RNA binding.
UCCUUGGGAGAGUCCGGUCCCAGGUGCCCUCUCGGUUCUGCAGUCUCUUCUCUCUUUGCUUGGGUGGGGAAGGAGGACGAAGAGGAGGUUUGGUCUGGGAUUAGAAGGAGGUGGAGCAGAGGCAGCGGUGGCGGCAGCAGCAGCAACAGCAGCAGCAGCCGCGCCAGGAACGGAGAGAGACAGGAGAGACCUAGACUUGGAAACCCCAAAGUGUCCCCGUCCCUGCACCGCAGGAUACAUUUCCAGCUUCAUGGGCAAAGUGUGGAAACAACAGAUGUACCCUCAGUACACCACCUACUACUACCCCCAGUAUCUCCAGGCGAAGCAGUCUAUUGUGCCAGCCCACCCAAUGGCUCCUCCCAGCCCCAGUACCACCAGCAGUAAUAACAACAGUAGCAACAGUAGCAGUUCAGGGUGGGAUCAACUAAGCAAAACAAACCUUUAUAUCAGAGGACUGCCUCCCAAUACCACAGAUCAGGACCUGGUGAAACUUUGUCAACCAUAUGGAAAAAUUGUCUCCACAAAGGCAAUUUUGGACAAAACAACCAAUAAAUGCAAAGGUUAUGGUUUUGUGGAUUUUGACAGUCCAGCUGCUGCCCAGAAAGCAGUCUCAGCUCUAAAGGCUACUGGAGUCCAAGCCCAGAUGGCAAAGCAACAGGAACAAGAUCCUACAAAUCUGUAUAUUUCUAAUUUGCCGCUGUCCAUGGAUGAGCAAGAACUUGAAAACAUGCUCAAGCCAUUUGGACAAGUAAUCUCUACAAGGAUAUUGCGUGAUUCCAGUGGUACAAGUCGUGGUGUUGGCUUUGCCAGGAUGGAAUCAACAGAAAAAUGUGAAGCUGUUAUUGGUCAUUUUAAUGGAAAAUUCAUUAAGACACCCCCAGGAGUUUCUGCUCCUGCAGAACCUCUGUUGUGCAAGUUUGCAGAUGGUGGACAGAAGAAGCGACAGAAUCAGAACAAGUACAUCCAGAAUGGGAGAGCAUGGCACAGAGAAGGCGAGGCUGGAAUGACACUUACCUAUGAUCCAACUACAGCUGCUUUACAGAAUGGAUUUUAUCCUUCACCUUACAGUAUUGCUACAAAUCGAAUGAUCACUCAAACAUCUAUUACACCUUAUAUCGCUUCUCCUGUUUCUACAUACCAGGUGCAGAGUCCAUCAUGGAUGCAGCCUCAACCAUACAUCUUGCAGCACCCUGGUGCUGUGUUAACUCCCUCCAUGGACCACACUAUGUCCCUACAGCCUACAUCAAUGAUCAGCCCUCUGGCCCAACAGAUGAGUCAUCUUUCACUAGGCAAUACUGGAACAUACAUGCCUGCCACAACAGCUAUGCAAGGAGCCUAUAUACCCCAGUAUACACAUGUUCAGACAGCAGCUGUUCCCGUUGAGGAGGCAAGUGGUCAGCAACAGGUUGCCGUAGAGACGUCCAGUGAUCAUUCUCCAUAUACCUAUCAACAAAAUAAGUAACUGUGAGAUGUAUAGAGGAGUGUCCUUACCUGAAGAAGGGUGUGAAGGCUGAAACAAUCAUGGAUUUUUCUGAUCAAUUGUGCUUUAGAAAUUAUUGACAGUUUUGCACAGGUUCUUGAAAACGUUAUUUAUAAUGAAAUCAACUAAAACUAUUUUUGCUAUAAGUUCUAUAAGGUGCAUAAAAAUCCUUAAAUUCAUCUAGUAGCUGUUCCCCUGAACAGGUUUAUUUUAGUAAAAAAAAAAGUUUUUAUCAAGUGUUAUGACGCAAAAAAAAAAAGAAAAAAGAAAAAAAAAGAAAACAAUUUUCUGGGAAUGCACAAAGACCACGAAGACUCCUUCACGUGCAUGACCAAUUUUUUGUGUUUCGUUCAUUUUUGUGUUUUAUUUCUUUUUUUGUUUUUUUUUAAUUGUAUGAAAUGGGUUUUCUGAAGUUUAAAGUAGUCAAACAUCAAAACUGAUGUUCUGUGCUUGCAGUGUGAAUGUCGCUGUAGUGCCGUGUGUUGCAGUCACAGUGUUUGUUUUCUUAGCUCUCUGUUUUUCUUUGAACGUAGUUUGUGAAGUGUCUUAUCUUUUUCUAUCAAUUCCAAUUUGCCUUAAAUCUUUCAAUGCUGUAGCUGUUUCAGUAAAAGUUAGUCCAAACUAAUGAUGUAGAAUGCUUUGACCAAAUGAGCUGGUCUAUUAUGCCUUGUAAAACAGCAGCAUAGGGCUUUUAAAAGGUAGUCAAUAAAAGUUGCUGAAAAUUUGGCUUUUUUUAAAUGUGUAGUAGGUGUUUUUAAUGAUUUUUCACAUAAUGUGUAAGGUAGUGAAAUGCAAGAGGGGGGAAAAAUGUUUUGUGUGAAACACAUUUUCUGACUAGGGAGAUUUUAAUAGGAUAAAUUGUUUGUAAGGCCAUAUGCCAACAGUUUCCUCUGGUAGUUUGACUGAUUUAGAAAAUCUGCUGUAUGAUGCAAUGUAAAUCUUUUUUGCCUUUUUUUCAGAAAAGAAAAAAAAA